GCCCAGACCCUAGUGCUCUCUAUACACUGCUUGUCUCCUCUGCUCACAUCAGGAGGCAGUCAGCAACAGAAUAAUAAUUCCGUUUUCCCUCCCUUUCUCCCACAGUGCCCAGCGAGAAUUACGGUCAUUGUUAGUGCUUAGCUCUGAGUAAAUGCCCACACGACCUGUGGGAUUAAACACAACGAAGGGGCCUGACAGUCCUCCUGGGAAUGGUGCCUGCCACGUUUCUGGACCAAUCCACCAUGCCUGAAGUCAAAGACCUUUCGGAAGCCUUGCCAGAGACGUCAAUGGAUCCCAUCACGGGAGUGGGGGUGGUGGCUUCUCGGAACCGAGGCCCGACAGGCUAUGAUGUAGUUGCCCAGACAGCAGAUGGUGUGGAUGCUGACCUCUGGAAAGACGGCUUAUUUAAAUCCAAGGUGACCAGAUACCUGUGUUUCACAAGAUCAUUUUCCAAAGAAAAUAGUCAUCUAGGGAACGUGUUAGUGGAUAUGAAGCUCAUUGACAUCAAGGACACUCUGCCUGUAGGCUUCAUCCCAAUUCAGGAGACGGUGGACACACAGGAAGUCGCAUUUAGAAAGAAGAGGCUGUGCAUUAAAUUCAUCCCACGAGAUUCGACCGAAGCUGCAAUUUGUGACAUUCGGAUCAUGGGCCGGACCAAGCAGGCCCCUCCUCAGUACACGUUUAUUGGGGAACUGAACAGCAUGGGGAUCUGGUACCGAAUGGGCAGAGUCCCAAGAAAUCAUGACUCCUCUCAACCCACAACGCCUUCCCAGUCAUCAUCCGCCUCCACCCCGGCCCCCAGCCUUCCCAGGCACAUCUCUCUAACGCUCCCUGCUACCUUCCGAGGCAGGAACAGCACUCGGGCGGACUACGAGUACCAGCACUCCAAUCUGUACGCCAUAUCAGCCAUGGAUGGUGUGCCUUUUAUGAUUUCAGAGAAGUUUUCUUGUGUUCCAGAAAGUAUGCAGCCCUUCGAUCUCUUGGGAAUCACCAUCAAAUCUCUGGCAGAAAUUGAGAAAGAGUACGAGUACAGCUUCCGCACGGAGCAGAGCGCGGCCGCCCGGCUCCCAACGGGAGUUGCCGCCAUCCCUGGGGACGUGGACCCUCCCCCACUAGUGACCUGCCUUGUCUGGCUGUCGGGGUUUGUCCUGAUCCCAGAUAACGUUGGUGUCUUCCACCUGGAAGGCCACCAGUUGGUUGACACUUGGGACGGGAGGCUUGCCGUGUGUCUGGAGGCUGCCGUGGAGUGCGGCGAGGUUCCCCUACCAGGAGGGCGGGCGGCACGGGGCUCCCCAGGUGGCGGGGGUGCAGCAGGAACCAGCCGACACGGUGAGGCGGGCGCCAAACGCCUCGCGGACCUGCUUCAGCCCUGCCCGUUCUCGCCCCUUGGCCCCCCCGGCUUCACCCCAAUGGCUCCCGACAUCUACGCCUCGGGGUGGCGGUCGCCUCUCCCCGCUGCCCCGAGGCCUGAGGGCGUCCCUGUGCUUCCUACAUGGCAGGGCGGCAGCAGAGGCCGUUCGCUCGUGAAGCCUGGAGGCUGCAGGUAG
Pteropus alecto (black flying fox) is the source of this 1547-nucleotide messenger RNA. RefSeq names its product multivesicular body subunit 12B (gene MVB12B). The transcript is spliced from 11 exons. Gene Ontology annotation, biological process: virus maturation; regulation of epidermal growth factor receptor signaling pathway; viral budding. The record is from RefSeq and is a predicted model, not a curated record. Lineage: Eukaryota; Metazoa; Chordata; Mammalia; Chiroptera; Pteropodidae. Bases 210 to 1547 code for a protein of 445 amino acids. Gene Ontology annotation, cellular component: late endosome; ESCRT I complex.